ACAACUCCCACAACAAUUUGUGUCGGUUUUUACGCAUCGGAUGGAUCCCGGAACAUUUGCCUAACAUCGGCAGAGUCGGAAUCGGGAAUGGCCGCCGGAUCAGAUCCGGUGUAAGGGGCGGGAAUGAAUCGACACAAGGAUAAAUGGUUAUAAACAAUUAUUUAUAUUCAAUGCUAGCUUUUGAUUGUGACUGACUCGCCGAGAGAGGGAGAGAGAGGGGGGGUAUCAUGGCCGCUCAGGUCGCCAGCGCCGCCACUCUCAACACUAGCCCGCCUUCCGAACUGAAAAAGCCGGAUCGAGACCCAAAGGAAGAAUCGGCGCCGGUGGAAAAACAGUCGGACAAAAAGCAAUCGGUAUUAGAGAGCGGAUCGCCGGGCCGGGGGGAUCUGCAGGACGGGGCCGAAGGUGGAAAUGCUGGGGGAGGAGGGGAACCUGAGAUGAAGAACGGGAAUGGGAACCCGCCCAGGGCUAAUAAUAAUCAGAAUGACUCCAUCGGACCGGAGGGAAAUAACCAUCCCGGCAUGGUACACCAUCACGGGUCCGCUUUUCCUCCACCUUCGUACGGAUACAGUCAGCACUACGGUCGGGCCCCUUUUCAUCAACAUGGCGGACAACAAAGCCCUGGCAUGGCAGCUGCUGCAGGUCCAGUCGUGCAGUCGAGCAACAUAAUGGACCCGUAUCAGCCCAACUCGCACGACCAUGGCUUUUCUAACCACCAGUUUAACAAUUACAGUCCAUUCCCCAACAGAACUCCCUAUCCCGGCCAGGGAUACGGCAUGAACUCCCCGCGCAAUACCCAGGCGCCGACAGCUGGGGGACAACAACCAGCUAAGCAACAACCAGCGGGAGGACCCACAGCAAUGGCUGGAUCUUACAAUAAUCAGAGAUAUAACAUGGGAAAUCCUCAACCUACAUCCACACCAACACUCAACAAGCUCCUGACAUCCCCCAGCUCUACGCGGGGAUACCCCAACUACCCGUCUAGCGAGUAUAGUAGUCAAGAAGGAGCUAGUAAGGGACCAACAGACAUGGGCAGUAGCGGUCAGUAUGGAGGGAGCAAUCCGGGUUGGCAACAAAGAGCCCAUCACCCGCCGCCCAUGAGCCCUGGAAGUGCAGGGCAGCCUCUAGGUAGAAACCAGCCAACUGGUCCCAUCGACCCAAUGGGGAAGAUGAGAGGCCAACCAUACGGAGCAGGCAGUCCAUACACCCAGCAGCCUCAGCAGGGGCCUCCCUCAGGUCCACAGCAGGGGCCUGGUUACCCUGGUCAGGGUUAUGGCCCUCCAGGUCCCCAGAGAUAUCCAAUGGGAAUUCAGGGACGAACCCCUGCAGGCAUGGGAGGAUUGCCCUAUGGGCCACAGAUGGGAUCCUAUGGACAACAGGGACCAGGAGGCUACGGGCCUCAGAGCCAGGCACCAUACUACAGCCAGCCGGGCCAACCUCCUCUCCCUAGUCAGCAGCAGACGCCCUACACCCAGCCACCAUCAGGCCAACAAGGUGGGCAGACACCUUACCCGGGGCAGCCCCACCCUCCCCAGACUUCUGCUUCACACAGCCAGGGUGCGCCCACCUAUCAGCAGUCCCACAUGCCCGCUCAGUCCCAGGGGCCGCUACCAGGCCCGUCCCAAGGGCCUCCGCAGUCCAGCCAGUCUCCUUACCCCCAGCAGCAGGGGCCUCCCAGCCAGCCUUCACAACAGUCAAGUUCUCAGCCUCCAGCUGGGACACAGCCCCAGCCCAGCUAUCCAGGGUCCACGCAGGGGCCCCAGCAGCCUCCCCCACAGCAGCAACAGACGCCUGCUCAGCCCCCACAGCAGCCACCCGGUCACAGCCAGCACCCGCAGGGGCAGCCCACAGCGUAUCCACAGAACCCUCCCCAGCAGCCUCAGCAAGCACAACAAUAUCAACGUUUUCCUCCUCCACCACAGCAGGAGGUAUCCCAGGACUCUUUUCAGUCCAGUGCCCCUCCACCCACUCAGCCCAAAACUGGCUCAGAGGAUACUCAAGGCCGGCCCUCCAGCCUUCCGGAUCUCUCAGGGUCCAUCGAUGACCUGCCUACGGGCACAGAAGGUGCCCUGAGUCCUGGUGUGAGCACUUCAGGUGUGUCAAGCAGCCAGGGCGAGCAGAGCAACCCGGCUCAGUCACCGUUCUCUCCUCACACUUCCCCCCACCUGCCAGGCAUCCGUGGGCCCUCGCCCUCCCCAGCAGGGUCCCCUGCUAGCACGGGCACACCACGCACAGGGCCACUUUCGCCCGCCAACAUGCCAGGGGCCCAGAUGCCCCCCAGGCCAUCGAGUGUGCAGUCAGAUGGGAGUCUACAUCCUUCUAUGAGUCAGUCUCCCAUGGCCCAGGACAGAGAGACUCAACAGUGGCUCCUCCUCUGUCCAAUGCCAGGGUUUAUGCAGAGAAACCCCCAGAUGCCCCCCUAUGGCUCCCCCCAGUCCGCCUCGGCACUGUCACCACGCCAGUCCUCAGGUGGACAGAUGCAUCCAGCACUGGGCCCCUACCAGCAGAACAACACUAUGGGUGGCUAUGGCCCUCAGGGAGGACAAUAUGGCCCCCAAGGUUACCCUCGGCAACCUGGCUACGGCAAUAUACCUAACGCCAACUACCCCGGGCCUGGCAUGGGCCCAAUGAACCCCAUGGCUGGUCAGAGUGGGGGGCCACCGUAUGCAGGCAUGCCUCCUAGCAGGAUGCCUCACGGUCAAAUGGGGGCGCGUCCCUAUGGUCCCAAUAUGGGUCCCAAUAUGGGCCCCAACAUGCCUCCUAACAUGGGCAACAUGCCACCUCAGGUGGGCUCAGGGAUGUGCCCUCCCCCAGGCCUAAACAGAAAGGCCCCAGAUGCAGCAGCCAUGCAGCAUGUUGCCACCAACUCCAUGCAUAACAGGAUGCCAGGUUACCCCAACAUGUCUUCAGGAAUGAUGGGCUCCGGUCCCCCCUAUGGCCCUCCCAUGAACAACAUGCCUGCUAUGAUGAAUACACAAAGUGGUUCGCCUUACCCAAUGGGGCCAAACAUGGCCAACAACUCGAGUGGCAUGGCCCCGAGUCCAGAAAUGAACAAUAAGAUGAAUAACAAAGUAGAUGGCAGCGGGACACCCAAACCAGAGCCCAAAUCCAAGAAGUCCAACUCUUCCACAACGACCAAUGAAAAGAUAACACGUUUGUAUGAGCUGGGACCGGAGCCUGAGAGGAAGAUGUGGGUGGACCGCUACUUGGCCUUCAUUGAAGAGAAAGCCAUGGGCAUGAACAAUUUGCCAGCUGUAGGCCGCAAGCCCCUCGACCUCUUCCGACUUUAUACGUCAGUUAAAGAGAUAGGAGGCAUGACACAGGUGAAUAAGAACAAGAAAUGGCGUGAGCUGGCUACUUCCUUGAAUGUGGGAACAUCCAGCAGUGCAGCCAGCUCCCUGAAGAAACAGUACAUCCAGUGUCUUUACGCCUUUGAGUGCAAGAUCGAACGUGGAGAGGAUCCUCCUCCUGAGAUUUUCACAGAGAGCAAGAAGAACCAGACUCCUAAGGUCCAGCCUCCCUCCCCAGCGUCCCUCUGCUCCACAGCUGGGUCAGGCUCUCUGCAAGGACCUCAGACACCCCAGUCCACCAGCAGCUCCAUGGCCGAGGGGGGUGAACUAAAACCUCCUACCCCGGCUUCAACGCCUCACUCCCAGAUGCCACCAAUGCCACCUGGGGCCAGGAGCAGUGUUAACUUGCAGGACCCUUUCUCUGAAGGGAGCGAUCCUGCCUUCCCAAGGAGGAACAUGACUCCCAACUCAGCCUAUCAGCCUGGCAUGAACACGCAAGAGAUGCAGGGGCGCAUGGGCCCAUUUGAGCCCAACAAGGAUCCCUUUGGUGCCAUGCGAAAAGUUGGGGAACAGUUUCUGCCUACUAAUCAGGGCCCUAACAGUGGGGUGGCUGAGCAACCUUCGCAGCAGCAGCAGCAGCAGCAGCAGCAGCAGCAGCAGCAACAACAACAACAACAACAACAACAACAACAACAACAACAGCAGCAGCAGCAGCCAUUUAACAGAGGGCCACCUGGGGCAAUGGGGAACAUGCCUAUGGGGCCUAGACAGCAGUAUCCGUAUGGACCAGGCUUUGAAAGGAGAUCAGAGCAAGGAAUGGGCCCAGAGGGUAACAUGGGAUCUGGUGGUCCUCAGCCAAACCCUAUGAUGCCUGCCAACGCCGACACGGGGAUGUAUUCGCCAAAUCGCUUCCCACCACAGCAGCCACGGCAUGAUUCCUAUGGUAAUCAGUUUCCUGGCCAGGGAACUCCCCCUAGUGGUUCUUACCCAAAUCAGCAGCCCGGAAUGUACCCUCAGCAACAGCAGAAUUACAAACGUCCUGUAGAAGGUGGUUACCCACCAGCAAAGCGCCAUGAAGGGGACUACAGUGGGCCCUUUCCUAGUGGCCAACAGCCGCCGCAACAGCAAGGAGGCUCCCCUGCGCCCUCUUCAGGACAGCCAGAAUCGUACAAUCAGUACAGCAGUGGUGGCCCUUUCUCUGGCCCUGAUCGCCGUCCACCUGGCCCUGGCAAUCAGUUUUCCUACCCCUUCGGUAGGGAGCGGAUGCAGGGGGCAACAGGACCUAAUGCUCAACCCAACAUGCCCCCUCAGAUAAUGCAGCCCGGCCCUGAUGGUCCCCAAGGAGGCAUGUGGCAAGGACGGGGGGACAUGAACUAUCAGAAUCACCCCAACCGGCAGGGUGGCCCUGGGGGCUCUGCCCAGGGCCCGAGUUUCCCUGGCAUGAACCGCUCUGAGGAAAUGAUGUCAUCGGAGCAGCGCAUGAACCAUGAUGGCCAGUGGGGGGGUCAGAUUGGCCCAAGGCAACCCCCGUAUGGUCCCGGCGGAGCAGGUCAGCCCCUUUCCCGCCCUGUGCAGUCCAACUACCAGUCCCCCCAGGGCGUGCAAAACCACAUUCCGCAGGUGUCGAGUCCAGCCACCAUGCCUCGCCCCAUGGAGAGCAGGACGUCCCCUAGUAAACCUCCCUACAUGCACGGAGGAAUUAAGAUGCAGAAGGCUGGCCCUCCAGUGCCUGCGUCUCACAUAGUGCCCCCCUCGGUGCAGUCGCCUCUGAUACGGCGGGACAUGCCUUUUCCCCCUGGCUCUGUGGAGGCCACCCUUCCUGUCCUAAAGCCACGUCGCCGGCUCACCAUGAAAGAUAUUGGAACCCCAGAGGCCUGGAGAGUCAUGAUGUCCCUAAAGUCUGGUCUAUUGGCUGAGAGCACAUGGGCUUUGGACACCAUCAACAUCCUCCUGUAUGAUGAUGGCAGUAUUUCCACCUUCAAUCUCAGCACUUUGCCUGGCCUACUAGAGUUGGUGGUUGAGUAUUUCAGACGCUGCCUCAUCGAGAUCUUUGACAUUCUGCGGGAGUAUGAAGUAGGAGACCCAGGCCAGAAGACACUACUGGAUCCAGAUGCCCUUAACCGAGACUGGGACAGCUCAGAAGAAGAGGAAUUGCGGGUUGAGGACAUGGAGCAGGAGGAGGAGGGUGAAGAUGAGGAAGAAGAAGAAGGAAUGUCAGAUGGCCAGGCUCAUGUGAAGGUUGAGGAGGAGCUGGAGCAGUGCUCAGGGUCUUGUAAAGAUGAGAAGGCUGAGGAUGAGGAGAGAAAGGGGAAGGGGUCUCCAUCUGAACAGCCAAUGUCAUCGCAGCCUUUACCAACCCAGGAGAGACCCAAACAGGCCAGCAAGUUUGACAAGCGUCCGCUCAAGGUGGUACGGAGGAAAGACCCCUUUGUUGCUGGCCGCUCCAGCAACCACAACAAAGUACAAGAGUUUGUUAGUGGGCUACUCCACUGGAGCGCUGGUGGCGGUGACUCAACAGAACACAUCCAGACCCAUUUUGAACCGCGCCAAGACUUCCUGGAACCACGGGAACGAGUGCCAGUACCCUCCAUCAUCCUUAAGAGAAAAAUCCCAGAUCAGGUCAUCAGAGAUAUUGCUUGUCCAGUAGAGGAGGAGGAAGGGAAGCUUCAGGAUGAAGAAAAGAGGCCAAAACAGACAUCUUCCUCAGAGAAGAAGUCAACAUCUGAAAGGGCCAGCCCUUCAGUCAGCAGUGAGGAGAAGAAAACUGAUGCUGAGACAAAGAUGCUUGAGUUUGAGGGAUUGAGGUGUCACCAGGAGAACAACAGACCCCUCUCUUCCUUUGGUAGUGGUUCACCCCAGCAGAUCCAGAGCACUGCCACCAUCCUAGAGGAUGAGCCUCACAGUAAAGAUGAGGGACCCCUCGUCACGCUAGCCAACUGGCAGGACUCUCUAGCCCGCCGCUGCAUCUGUAUCUCCAACAUUGUCCGCAGCCUCUCCUUUGUCCCCGGCAAUGACCACGAGAUGUCUAAGCAUCCUGGGCUGCUGCUUCUACUCGGACGCCUGAUCCUGCUCCAUCACAGGCACCCCGAGCGUAAACAGGCUCCCCUUACCUAUGAGAAAGACGAGGAGUCGGACGAGGGAGUGGGUCAGAGGGAUGAGUGGUGGUGGGACUGCUUAGAGCUCCUGAGGGAGAACACGCUGGUCACUUUGGCUAACAUCUCAGGCCAGCUGGACCUCUCCAUCUAUCCGGAAAGCAUCUGUCUGCCACUACUGGACGGCCUGCUCCACUGGGCUGUCUGCCCCUCAGCUGAAGCACAGGACCCCUUCCCCACUCUAGGUCCCCACAGUGCUUUGUCACCUCAGAGACUGGUCCUUGAGACGCUCAGCAAGCUGAGCAUCCAAGAUAACAACGUGGACCUAAUCCUGGCCACUCCUCCAUUCAGCCGACUAGAGAAGCUGUAUGGGACCCUGGUGCGGUUGAUCGGGGACAGGAAGGUUGCAGUCUGCAGGGAGAUGGCUGUGGUCCUACUGGCCAACCUGGCCCAGGGUGAUAGCCUGGCAGCUCGCGCUAUCGCCGUCCAGAAGGGCAGUGUGGGCAACUUGCUGGGCUUCCUGGAGGACAGCCUGGCAGCCACACAGCUCCAGCAGAGCCAGAGCUCUUUGUUACACCUACAGGGGAUGCACUUCGAGCCCACAAGCCCGGACAUGAUGCGGCGAGCAGCCCGGGCUUUACACGCCUUAGCCAAGGUGGAGGAGAACCACUCAGAGUUCACACUGUAUGAGUCUCGACUCCUCGACCUGUCGGUGUCUCCCCUAAUGAACUCAUUGGUGUCUCAUGUCAUCUGUGAUGUACUCUUUCUGAUUGGCCAGUCAUGACAGCUGUAGGGAGCUGUGGCUCCACCUACUCUGGGUUUUAUCCCUGCCCCCUUUCCCUUGGUUACCUGGCUUGUCUGUGUAGAGGGGUAGGGAAAGCUCAAGUGACUUUUUAAUUUAUGCAAACCCUUCAGAUUCCAUUCUCUGAGCCUUCCCCAGGCCGUCCUCGCUCAAGGAGGGAUAUCACAGAGCCGCGGUGGAUUACAAACCAGAGAGAUGCCCACAAAGUGACACUACUCGCAACGCGAAUGCCAACUUGAUGACAGAACAGAACACCAAGGUUGGGAGAUUGUUCUGCACUUAGGGGGGGGAGGGAGUACUUUUUAAUAAAGAUAAAUAAAUGAAUAAAUAGCUGAAAAACAAAAAACUGUAACCAAAGUUGCUGUCUCGUUUACAGUGAGUUUGGGAGACUAAGUGUGCCCUAGCUCUCCCCUUGUGGGCACUAUGAGUCUGUAACUGGUUGAUGUUCUGAGGUGAAGCAGACUGACAAGUGGCCUACUGGUUGUAGUUGCUGUAUUUGGAUUCUCACCAGUCAGCCCGACAGUGGACAACCCGCUGUCAAUAGAUUCCUUCACCAGGAAGGCCUGUGCAGUGUGCAGUAGAUUGUAGGACAUUUUCUGUACCGUACUGCUCUUGAGUGUAAGCAUUCUGUAACACACGUUUCACACAACACAGAAGCUGACAAUGCAGCUCUUCUAGAGUUCUGAGGUCAUUUUAGUUUGAUGUUUAAAGAGAAAAUGGCUUUCUUCCCCAAAGUAUGGAGAACCUACAACACCCUUACCUCCUCUCUUUAUCCCUUGAUUGUAUGAAUACCCUUAUGAAAAGAAAUCACCUCUUAGGACUGGUUUUAAACUUCAAAUACAGCUUUGCUGUGGUGUAUAUAUGAUGUUGUACAUUACACUUCCUUUCUCUGUCCGUCUUUCUGUCUGUGUCACUAUUCUCACACGUUACUGGGGAGCAAAGGAAGCUGACAAGUCUGUUGGCUUGCUAACCUCCACUCCCUGCUGAUGGACCCUUUCCUCCGGUCUCUCCACAGCUCAGUAUAGUUUGGCAGACACAGCUCAAACCUGUUAUCUCCUGGUACAACAAAUAAACUCUAGAUGAAGUACACAUUUGACAAAUUUUCUCGAGUAAUAUGGGUUCUGCAUAUUUGUAUUUCAGACUAUGUAGCUAAGACAUCAUGUAAAUUCCUCUCCUUUUUUGGCUCAAUGAAUAUCAUUUAUUCAGUAUGAAAUCUUUAUACUAUAUGUUCCACGUGGUAAGA
This is a messenger RNA of Lampris incognitus (smalleye Pacific opah), 8427 nucleotides long. It is a transcript of the gene arid1aa, whose product is annotated as AT rich interactive domain 1Aa (SWI-like). Gene Ontology annotation, biological process: chromatin remodeling; positive regulation of DNA-templated transcription; regulation of transcription by RNA polymerase II. Lineage: Eukaryota; Metazoa; Chordata; Actinopteri; Lampriformes; Lampridae. Gene Ontology annotation, cellular component: SWI/SNF complex; nucleoplasm; nBAF complex. The record is from RefSeq and is a predicted model, not a curated record. The transcript is spliced from 20 exons. Bases 228 to 7166 code for a protein of 2312 amino acids. Gene Ontology annotation, molecular function: nucleosome binding; DNA binding.